ACCGGAAGGAGCGCGGCCAAAGGGGGUCCUCACGCAGCUCCGGACGGCGGGACGCGGCCAUGGGGAAGCGGCAGCACCAGAAGGACAAAAUGUACAUCACCUGCGCCGAGUACACGCAGUUCUACGGCGGCAAGAAGGCGGACCAUCCCCGAGCUAACUUCAGGCGUAUAUCGUUUGAUCACUGCAGUUUGUCUCUGCAGCCGUUUGAAUACCCCGUUUGUACACCAGAUGGGACAGUCUUUGACAUACUAAGCAUCGUUCCUUGGAUAAAGAAGUACGGAACCAAUCCAAUCACAGGAGAAAAACUAGAUGCCAAAUCCCUUAUAAAGCUGAACUUUGCUAAGAACAGUGAAGGUAAAUACCACUGUCCGGUGCUGUUUACUGUAUUCACCAAUAACUCCCACAUUGUGGCCAUCAAGACAACGGGAAAUGUGUUUGCCUAUGAGGCAGUUGAGCAGCUGAACAUAAAACCAAAGUGCUACAAGGAUCUCUUGACAGAUGAGCCCUUCACCCGGCAAGACAUUGUGACGCUGCAGGAUCCAACAAACCUGGAUAAAUUCAAUGUCUCCAACUUCUUUCAUGUUAAGAACAACAUAAAAGUGGUUGAUCCAGAUGAAGAAAAAGCAAAAUUGGAUCCAUCUUAUUACUUGAAAAAUACAAAUACAGAGACCCGAGAGACUUUACUGGAGCUUUAUAAGGAAUUCAAAGGCGAUGAGAUUCUGGCAGCCACUAUGAAGGCUCCUGAAAAGAAGAAAGUGGAUAAGCUGAAUGCUGCUCACUAUUCCACUGGAGCAGUAAGUGCUUCCUUCACCUCCACAGCAAUGGUACCUGAAACUACCCAUGAAGCAGCUGCUAUUGAAGAUGAUGUUGUAAGAUACCAGUAUGUGAAGAAGAAGGGCUAUGUACGACUUCACACUAACAAAGGAGACUUAAAUUUGGAGCUGCACUGUGACAUGACACCUCGAACCUGUGAAAAUUUCAUCAAACUGUGCAAAAAGAACUACUACGAUGGGACAAUUUUCCACAGGUCAAUUCGUAAUUUUGUGAUUCAAGGAGGUGAUCCAACUGGAACAGGAACAGGAGGAGAAUCUUAUUGGGGAAAACCAUUUAAAGAUGAAUUCAAGCCCAACUUGUCCCAUACAGGACGUGGUAUUCUUAGUAUGGCCAAUUCAGGACCUAACACAAACAAAUCACAGUUCUUUAUCACGUUCCGUUCUUGCGCUUAUUUGGACAAGAAGCAUACAGUGUUUGGAAGAGUGGUUGGUGGCUUUGAGACUCUGACUGCUAUGGAGAAUGUGGAAAGUGACCCGAAGACGGACCGUCCCAAGGAGGAAAUACGAAUCCAGGCAACAACCGUUUUUGUUGACCCGUAUGAGGAGGCAGAUGCGCAGGUUGCUGCAGAAAGAGAGAAGGUUCAGCUGGAAGAAGAAGCAGCCAAAACAAAAGCUGAGGUGGUCCCACUGAAGAAGGAGGUCCAGGCUCCUAAAACUUACCGGCAGGGGAUUGGAAAAUACAUUAACAUGGCUGCAGCGGCUACCUGCUAGAGCUCUGGAACAGGACAGAUGUUUGCUUAGUGCCAGCAAGCUUUGCAAAGAUGCUGUCAUGCAGGAGUUGGAGAUCCCUCUAGUUCUGUUAUUAUUCAAAACUGAAAGUUAUCUGAGCUUUUUUUUUUUCAGCACUUACUUGAACAUGGCUGAGUUGGUCCUCAGCAGUGUGUGCACGCUUCACAAUUGUAGAUAUGUGUCCACAAUGCAGAAGUCCUUAAGUAGGAACUGUACUGUCACUUCCUCCUCCACCUUUUAUUCUGGUCUCUUCCCCUUGUCCAGCUAGUUCUUAGGGCCACUGUCCCAUGGAUAUCUUUUCCUUUUGCUGCCUUAAACCUGCAUCAGUCUGCUGAUCUGAUUCCCUGUGCAGCCAACAGGUUACCAGGCUUGCCAUGGGAGCUUCAGAGUACCUGGCAGGUUGUACAGGCUUGUCCCAAAGCACCCUCUCCCAGAUACCCUUUGUACACCCACUGGGGUUGGCAGCAUCUCUUGCUUUCCUGAAGACAGCACAGAAUGAAUGCUGCCUCAGCUGCAGCCUAGUGUCAGCUUUGGAUAAAUUAGAAUGAAUGCCUUCCACUUGAUUUUUAGCAGACUUCUAGAACAGCAUUUGCAAAAAUACUAUUGUCUGCCUACUGCAUAAAGGCAUGUAUUUGUGUGUACACAGAUUUGGACAGCAACUUAGUCAGCUUCUAUGUGCCUGUGUGACUUACAGGCAUUUGCAUAACUGUGAGAACAAAAAUAUGGCAGUCCACGUAGGUCAGCUCCAUGUGCAUCUCAGUAAAGCAUUUUGGUUACAGAAUAUUGCUUGGACCUUAAAAUAUUGUCUUCAGCAUAAAACUGUCAUUCUUCACUGUUACCAGCUGUACAGAAGGGACGUUUCUUUCCUGGUCCUUCACUCACUGCAGCCUGCCUUCAGGAGGGCACAGCAGACCUUUGGCUCAGGUUUCUCCCUCUUGGCUGCUGCUAUCUGACGUGACCUGGCCAUGUAGCAUUUCCAUGGGGCUGUAAGCUCUGCUGAAGGUGAGCUGGGAAUAGCAGUAGUGACUGCAACAUGCCACGCACAAGGAACAGACUCAGCCAGCUGCUUUACACCUAGUUCCUCAUAAAUCCUUCUGCUUCCACAAGCAUGGGUGAGAAGUGGGGGGAGCACUUAUGGCUCAAACUUUCAGUGACUGCUAAAAAAGUGCUGCUGUUAAAUCUUCUGCUCUGACCUGGAGAACCUGCUGGGGUUUGAACACAUUCCUGGAAGUGUUCAAAGCCUGACACGAGCCAUCCCUGCAGACUGUUUGGGUGAGCCAGAAGCCACAGCCCUGCUUUGCCAGCCCAGGGUGCGCACUCCUCUCUGAUUCAUAGCUGGCUCCAGUGUAGCUGUUGCAGGGAGAGCCAAGGCAGCCAGCUGCCCUGCUCCCACCAAACAGUAAAUAGUCCCUAAGGGGUGUUUUCAUUUUGGCUCCAGGAAGCGCAGCAUGGAAGAUGAUGGGCCCUCAACAAGCACAGCUGCGAAGAAAGAGAAAAAGAGCACAGGCUUUGGGGACUUCAGCUCCUGGUAGCUGUGCAGGGAGCCUAGCACUGGAGCAGCACAGUGAAAAAGAAGAGGCGGCCUCCCACGUGUCCCUGAAGAGCCCGAAAGACAAUCUGUCCUGGGGAGAGGGAAGGCACCAUGGAAGGCACCAUUCACCGUGGAAGAAAACUGCUGCUUUGUUAAAGCUGGUUAAUGUGGCUUUGUUUUCUGGAGAUCUGCAUUCUCCCCAACUGCAUCUUUCUCGAAGGCCUUUUUGUUGUUGUUCAGCUGAGCAGGCAGCACAGCUCCGCUGGGGAUUAGCUGGAGCCUUUCUCUGCAUAGCCAGCAGCAGCCCAGGCAGAGCCCAGCCUUCCAGGAUGCUGCCUCAAUAACAGCUACGUUGUGAAAGAGCUUCAUUUACAGGUAGUCAUUUCCAGGCAAGCCAGGCCUGCCAGAUGAAUUGAUGUGCUGGGGAAGCACCCGAGCUGCUGGAAGGCUCUGUGGAGGGGAGAAGCCUGUCCUGCCUCUCCCUUCCAGCUGCCUUUUGCUUGUUCUCAGCAAGGACCGAUUCCAUCUUUUCCUCUUGCCUCCUGGCUGGAUUGACUGCUGUCAGUCUCCACAGGGCCUUGCUCACUCUGAAAUGAGCUGUGUCUGCACCCACAUGAUCUCUAGCAGCCUGGGAAGCAGUGAGGCUGAGCAGUGAGCAGUGUGCCUGCUGCAGCAGCACCGCAUGUUCCUCUGGCAGCUGGCCUUUCUGGAGCCCCUGGGCUGCUGGGAGGCCAGGCAUCCCUGCUUCAGAGCUGCCCUCUGGGUCCAGAACUGACAGCCUGGAGCAGUUGAGUGGGAACAGAAACAGCAUCACAGCAUUUUUUUUAGCCAUCCCCGAGGGCUGCUCCUUGCAUAGGCAUCUCAGAUAUUUCCUUCCAUAGCCACACUGUUAGGAUGCUUACAAAAGGCCUUACGGAGUGCAGAAAUGCCAGCCUGGGAGGUGUAAGGUGUGUUACUGUCACUUGUAGGCAGUGCAGCAGAUCCUGAACAGGACUUCUCAGUUCGCCUCGGUUGUUUUCAGAGCACAGCAGUACCGUCCCUUCUGGCUGAGGAGGUGGUUUUGUUGUCAUCUUUGUAACCAGUACAUUGGUAUCAGUGGUUGAAGAGCUUAAAGUCUCCAUUUAUAGGAAAUUGCUGUAAAAAGUUUUUGGUAACGAGUUUUGCAAUUAAAUGCUUUUAUUGUCUUUUGGA
Messenger RNA from Gallus gallus (chicken), 4284 nucleotides. RefSeq names its product peptidylprolyl isomerase like 2 (gene PPIL2). The record is from RefSeq and is marked validated. Gene Ontology annotation, cellular component: catalytic step 2 spliceosome. Gene Ontology annotation, molecular function: ubiquitin-ubiquitin ligase activity; peptidyl-prolyl cis-trans isomerase activity. Bases 60 to 1544 code for a protein of 494 amino acids. Gene Ontology annotation, biological process: protein peptidyl-prolyl isomerization; protein folding; protein polyubiquitination. Lineage: Eukaryota; Metazoa; Chordata; Aves; Galliformes; Phasianidae. The transcript is spliced from 20 exons.